Polyodon spathula (Mississippi paddlefish) is the source of this 3154-nucleotide messenger RNA. RefSeq names its product olfactomedin-like protein 2B. Bases 292 to 2613 code for a protein of 773 amino acids. The transcript is spliced from 8 exons. The record is from RefSeq and is a predicted model, not a curated record. NCBI's taxonomy places the organism in Eukaryota, Metazoa, Chordata, Actinopteri, Acipenseriformes, Polyodontidae. Gene Ontology annotation, biological process: signal transduction.
CUGCCCCUAUGAUCUACAGCACUGGCAAAAGCAGACACUUCUCUCCUGCACCUCUAACUCCUGCAGGAUUCAUGUAACCGGGAGUUAGAGAUUUUUUAAUCGAAAAAAAGGAACUACACCUCUCUGCGGUUGCUUUACCCAGCAAGGUUUUGGGAAUGUAUGCAGGGUAUCUCGGAACCGUGAUUUAAAUGCGCAAUGCAAUUCUCAUUUUGAGAACAAGUGCUCUUCGGAUCUGCAACGUCUUGCCAGGAUCGCCCCGUUCUCAUAAUUGGUUGUCACUAAAUUACCCUGAUGUCUAAGAUUACAGUUUUGUGUUUUUUCUGGUGUGUGGUGCUGAGUGCGGGUUCUCCACUGUCUAAUAAUGGGGAGCAGGACACUACGGCCAAAUCGGGUAAAACUGGUGGAGUUUGGGAGGAAUUCAAAGAAUACACGGAAACUCUAGAGAACGAGGCUGACAAUCAGGAAAAUGUUUUAACACAGCUGUUGGGUGAUUAUGACAAAGUCAAAGCCGUUUCCGAAGGCUCUGACUGUCAGUGCAAGUGCGUGGUGAGACCGCUGAGCAGGACUGCCUGCAAAAGGGUUGAAGAAGGCAGUGCGAAGGUGAACGACUUCUACACCGUGGAGACUAUAACAUCUGGACCAGGAUGCAAGUGUGCCUGUAUUGCCCCUCCUUCUGCCCUCAACCCCUGCGAGGGGGAUUUUAGAUUUAAGAAGCUCCAGGAAGCUGAGAAAGAUGGUAUCAAGCUCUCAACAGUUAUUGAAUUGCUUGAAGGGGCCUUCUAUGGUUUGGAUCUCCUGAAAAUGCAUUCAGUUACAACUAAACUUGUACAUCGUAUGGAAACAUUAGAAAAGGUUGCCUUACAAAAUGGAACUGAAAAGAAGGAGCAUUUAAAAGGAAACACCAAAGUGAACCACAUACCCAAGAAAGAAAACAGUUCCACCACCAGCCCAAUAGAAACUAAGAAACAGCUCACAGAUCUGGGUUCUGACUUGCAGAGGGAUGCUGCAGCUGCCUAUAGCGACAAGGAGAAAUAUGAAGCCAGAUUUGUUGGAGAAGCAAUAUUCUCUAAACCAUCAGUAAAGAAAAAUGAAGGCGUGCGCCUUGAACCCACAACUGAACUACUGGAGCGUCUGGAGUCAUCGCAGACAAAGCCCAGAACAAAGCCUGUCUCCCGCCCUGCAAUAAUCCGAGGAGUAACGUACUAUAAAGCUAAUCCCAUAGAUGAGGACAGUGAGACAGAUGAACAGCCAGAAGAUGACUUCCCAAGUGGUGAUGGUGCUAUAGAUCUGUUGAUUGAAGAAGAUCAGCUCAUCAAGCACGUAGGAACAGUGGUCAGGACUGUCGAGGUACCAGAACCUAUGGCCAGGCCCCUAACAACAGUAGCUCCUGAGUUGGACACACAAGACAAUAUGGAGACAACCCAGGCUCUGACUACAACUGCCACUGCUAUGGAAUCUACAGCCACUCCUAGCAUUACCACUGAGCUUCCAUCAACCUAUAUCACAACUACCACAGCAACUACCACAGCCUCUUCAACACCUUCUACAGGAACAACAACCAUUAUGUCUGUACCUCCCACCAGCACCUCCACGCCUGUCCAAGACACCACCUCUGCUGCCACCACAGCCGCCAGUACCAUUCCUGAACCGUCCACCAGUAAAGUAGCCCCUAUCACCACAGCUAGGCCUACCACUGCUAAAACAACAACUUCCAUUGCCUCCAGACUGCUGAACACCACCAGCCCCCCCCAGCUGACCAUAACCAGGCAACGGGUCAACAUUAAUGGGGAUGAAUCUCAGGAGAACAUGGGGGAUGAGGCUCAGCCGAGUCCCGGUGUGUGUAAAGACACCUUGUCCACCAUCUCUGAUCCUGUAAUUCAUAACACAUACGGGCGGAAUGAGGGGGCCUGGAUGAAGGACCCAAAGUCCAAGGAAGACAAGAUCUAUGUGACAAACUAUUACUAUGGAAACACUUUAGUGGAAUUCCGCACCAUGGAGAACUUCAAACAAGGGCGCUGGACCAACUCCUAUAAACUCCCUUACAACUGGAUAGGCACAGGUCACGUUGUAUACGAUGGAGCCUUUUACUACAACAGAGCUUUUUCACGAGACAUAAUCAAGUAUGAUCUGAAGCAGCGGUAUGUGGCUGCCUGGGCGAUGCUCCACGAUGCAGUGUUUGAGGAGACGACUCCCUUGAAGUGGAAAGGCCACUCCGACAUUGACUUUGCAGUGGAUGAGAAUGGAUUGUGGAUCAUUUACCCGGCAAUCGACGACGAAGGGUUUCAGCAGGAGCUGAUUGUACUGAGUAAACUGAACACUGCAGAUUUGACCAUACAGAAGGAAACUACAUGGAGGACUGGCUUGCGGAAGGACUUUUAUGGGAAUUGCUUUAUUGUCUGUGGCGUUCUUUAUGCGGCAGAUAGCUACAGCCAAAUGAAUGCCACUAUUUCUUAUGCUUUUGAUACCCACACCAACACACAGGGAGUACCAAGGCUUCCUUUUGUCAAUAACUUUUCCUAUACCACCCAGAUUGACUACAAUCCAAAGGAAAGAGUCUUGUAUGCAUGGGAUCGCGGGCAUCAGGUCACAUAUGGUGUCGUGUUUGCCUAUUGAGAUAUGCCUGUGAACAGUUACAAAGGCCCAUGGCACUUUUUUUGUAUAAAUAAUAGAAUAAAUAUUUUAAUAUUCUUAAGUGGGCUGUAGAUCAGUCCACCUGGCUUUUUUUUUUUUUUGCAAUUUAGCAAUACAUGCAUAUGCUUUUUAAUACUGGUAUUUAAUAUUCAACACUUCUUUACUGCCUGAAGAGUGUUCUUUUACUGUCAUCACAGAAGCAUGAUACACCUCUGUUUUACUUGCUAUAAAUACAUGACAAAUUUUGAAUGAAAGUACAGAAGAUAUACCUUGGACAUGAUACAAAGUUUGGAAAUCUCUUAAAAGUACAUGAUGUCUAGGACAGUUUAUAUAAAAAUCUCCUACAAGGCUUACAUAUUUGGUUCUAAAGCCUGUACAAAAACAAACACCAUUUGAUACGCUUAAAAAAGGCAAUUCGCGAUGGUUCAUUUUUGUAUUUCAACUUUAUAUGUCAUCACAAAGCACUUAAUGUUUUGCACUGGACAUGAUUAAGCAACAUGCAAUAAAAUAAUUUUAAGAACUA